CAGCAGCUGAGCUGUUUCUUUGUGUGGAUAAGAGGUAGUCUGCUCUUGGCCUCUUUGCUCUCUUCUCUUGUUGUGGUUUUUGCUGGAACAGACUUAAAACAUGUCAAAUAGUCACUUAUUUUUACCCUCUGGGUUUCCAAGAGCGACUUUAGGCAAUGGAAUAGGACGGUAUAUCUGUCAGUUAAAAAGAAUAACCCUAAAGUUUUGUAAAGAACGAGGUAGCAGCAUGGGUAUGAGGGACUUCUUAGAGCAUGAUCUAGUCGACUACGCAUCCAAACACCCAAGUGUUGUGGUCUAUGUAAAGCCAAGGAGAAACAGAAGCGCAGUAAUUAAAGCUGAGUACUGCAAUGGAGAAGAAUUUUGGAUGUCUACAUAUAAAAUGACCCGAGAGGAGAUACGCAAAUGGUUAGAACUUUGCACAACUCAAAAUGAUGGUGCAGAAUUUCGUUUUCGCAAGAUGAUGCACACAGAUACACCUUCAAUUCAGGGACCAUGGACACCAUUCUCACACCGCAACCCUGAACUCAACACAGCUUCAUUCCCUCAUGAGGAGCUUUCUAAACCAGUUUUUAUACCUCAGUCAGCAACAGACCGUCUGAUUGAAUUAUUCAAAGAGCAGCAACAUACAUUAAAAUCUGUGAAGGAAGGAUAAAAAUUGAGAAUAAAUUUGCAUUUUAUGUGCUCUGCAAUUGUUAUUGUUGUGGGUCUUCUUUAUAAUAUUAGUAUUAUAUGCAAACAUCAAUUAAAUGUCUUUCUGUGUUUGUAAGAUGUAGAUAUCUUGUUCAGCUACUGUAAAUAUAAGGGUCAGAUUGCAUG
Messenger RNA from Thrips palmi, 816 nucleotides. RefSeq names its product 39S ribosomal protein L43, mitochondrial (gene mRpL43). The transcript has 4 exons. Gene Ontology annotation, cellular component: mitochondrial large ribosomal subunit. Gene Ontology annotation, molecular function: structural constituent of ribosome. Gene Ontology annotation, biological process: mitochondrial translation. Lineage: Eukaryota; Metazoa; Arthropoda; Insecta; Thysanoptera; Thripidae. The coding region runs from base 101 to 652 and encodes 183 amino acids. The record is from RefSeq and is a predicted model, not a curated record.